CCUAGCGUUCUAGCAGAGGAUCAGAAUCUGGCUGUCUCUGGAAAACAGGAAAGCAAAUCCAAUGUGGCAGAUUCCAAAAAAUCUGCCAUUAAAAAAUCAGUGGCCCAAAAUAUUGAAAGUGAUGUCUCAGCUGCCAAAUCUGAUCAACCACCUCAACCCAAACCUCCUAAAGAGGAUUCCGACUUUUUUAGCUUUGGUUUUGGCAGUUCUCGUUCAAGAUCACCAUCCCCUCAACCCACCGUGUCUGCCGUUUCUGGGAAGGUUCUGGGUUUUAGCUCCUCUUUCCUUAGCUCAGCAUCUAAUCUAAUAAACUCAGCUGUUCAGGAUGAAACUUCCAAAACUCCACCGACAUCUCGCAAGGGAUCUACAGUCUCCCAUACAUCAAAUAAGACCACGCUAACACCACCUACUUCUCGAAAAGGAUCGGUGACUGCUCAGGACUUGAAACAGAAACCUGAAGUAGAUUCAAAGACACCUUCAACGCCAACCAAAGUUGUCCAGGAUGAAACUUCCAAAACUCCAGCGACAUCUCCCAAGGGAUCUACUGUCUCCCAGACAUCGGUUAAGAUCUCGCCAAUACCACUUGCUUCUGGGAAAGGAUCGGUGAGUGCUCAAGACUUGACACAGAAACCUGAAGCAGAAUCGAGGACACCUUCCACGCCAACCAAAGUUGCACAACAAAUCUCCACUGAGAAAACAUCAGAGCAGGUUAAACCAUCAGAAACACCAGUGAAAGAGGACCGUAUGAAAAUUUGCCCACUUUGUAAGGAGACCCUCAAGGAGGACCCACAGAAUUAUAGCACCUGCACUUUGUGCAAGAGCACAGUUUGUGAUAUGUGUGGAUUCAAUCCCAAUCCACAUCUAACUGAGGUGAAGGAGUGGCUGUGUUUGGCUUGCCAGAUGCAGAAAAUGCCAGGGCCUCUCCCUGCUCAUCCACCGCCACAAUCUAAUAAAGUUUCUCCACCAGCAUCUCCACAAAAGAAAGAGACUCCAGCAGCACCUUCCCCAGAGAAGAGCUCAAAUGUCCUUGCUGAGCAGGACAAGAAUCCUCCAGUAGAUACCAAAAAACCUGUACUGACUCAAAUGUCUAAAGGUGAUGCUUCUCCUUCCAAAUCAACACCACAACAUAAAGGUGAACAAAUCAAAGAAGAGUCAGGUUUCUUUGGGUUUGCUGUAGGUGGUGCUCAGUCUCCUUCUCCUCAACCCCCUGUCUCUGAGAAAGUUUUCGGUUUUGGGUCAUCAUUCCUCAAUUCAGCAUCUAAUCUGAUGUCCUCGGCUGUUCAAGAUGAGUCCACCAAAACUCCACAGACGUCUCGUAAGGGAUCUACGGUUUUCCAGACUUCAGAUAAAUCCAUGCCAACCCCACCUGCUUCGGAAAAAGGAUCGGUAGCUCCCCAGGACUCUAAAAGAAAAACACAUGCAGGAGAAUCAAAACCGGUUCACACACCACCUCAAAAACAAAAUGGUCUAGUGGAAAAAAGCCCAAGUCCUCAACUGACCAAUCCACAUGUUGUAGAUGAGCUUCCGAAAUCUUGUCCACUCUGCAAAGAAACUCUCAAAAAGGACCCACAAAACUACAGCUCUUGUAGUUCUUGCAAAAACAUUGUUUGUAAUCUCUGUGGAUUCAAUCCCAGUCCCCAUCAAACAGAGGUAAACGAGUGGAUAUGUUUGACCUGUCAAAUGCAGAAAGUGCCAGGGCCUCCCCCUGCUAAGCCUCUGCCUCAAUCUAACAAAAUACCCCCUCCAGCACUUUCACAAAAGAAGGAAAGUCCUGUGCAACCCUCUCCUGGAAAGAAGCCAAGUGUUCCCAUCGAGCAGGACAAGAAACCUCCAGCAGAGACCAAAACACCCACGCAUUCUCAAACAACAGCAAAUGCUCAAAUUUCUAAAAGUGAUGUGUCUCCUAGUUCUGGUCCGACACCUAAAGGUGAUCACACUAAGGAAGAGUCUGGUUUCUUCGGCUUUGGUUUUGGUGGUGCUCGAUCUCGGUCGCCUUCUCCGCAAACUGCUGUCUCUGAGAAAGUUUUUGGUUUUGGGUCAUCCUUCCUCAGCUCAGCUUCUAACCUGAUCUCAUCGGCUGUUCAGGACGAGUCAUCUAAGAAGACUCCACCAACCUCUCGUAAGGGAUCCACUGUCUCACAGAGCUCUGUUAAGAUGGCACCAACUCCACCUACCUCAAGAAAAGGUUCAGAAGCGCCACAAAAGAUUGUGCCUGCAGAAGAGGCUAAACCAACUACUGCACAAAAAUCAGAUGAAAAGAAAAUCCAGGAGGUUAAAUCACAAAAUGAGAUGCCGAAGAUACCAGUUGCUGAGGUAACAAGUAGCAAAACAGCCCCAGAGCCAUUGAAAACCUGUCCACUCUGCAAGGCUGAUUUAAAGCUGGAUCCACCAAAUUACAACUCCUGCUCUGAAUGCAAGAACAUUGUGUGCAAUCUUUGUGGAUUUAAUCCCAUGCCACAUCAAACAGGGGUUAAGGAGUGGCUUUGUUUGAACUGCCAGAUGAAGAGUGCACCAGGAUCUUCUUCUGCCCAGCCAAGGCGACCAGUUAACAAAGCACCUCCACCGAUAAUACAGCAAAACAAGGAGGCCCCCAAGCCUUCUCCAAUUCCUGUAUCUCCACAAGAAAAGCUAAAUGAGAAGGACAAUGAGACAAAAAAUGCUGUAGAGAAUCAAGAAAAAACAUCUACAAAACAAACCACUACAUCUACAGUGCAACCUGAUGCAUCACCUACAAAACCUGCUGUACCGUCAAAACCUGAACCUGCCAAGGAUGAACCAGGUUUCUUCAGCUUUGGUUUUAGUGGCCCUCGAUCUGGCUCACCUCAGCCUUCUGUGACUGCUGUAUCAGGGAAGGUUCUGGGCUUUGGAUCUUCCUUCUUGAGCUCAGCGUCUAAUCUAAUUUCAUCAGCCGUUCAAGAUGAGUCCGCCACCACUCCGCCAAGUUCACUUAAGGCUUCCACGGUUUCUGAAAAAUCUGCCAAGUCUUCAACACCACCAACGUCUCGUAGGGAGUCUGUAGUGUCCCACAUUUCAGAAAAGACCACAGCAACUCCACCCGCGUCUCGUAAAGGAUCUGUUGCCCAGCAGACCUCACAAAAAGUUCCACCUAUUGCUGACUCAAGAAUAGCUGUAACCGAGAAGCCAAAGGAGGACAAACCAAGUAAAAAGGAAAUGCAACAGGGUACAAUGACAUCUAAAGCUUUGGCAGGGGCACAGGAAUCUCCUAAAGCACAGACCAAAGUAUGUCCUCUUUGCAAAGUUGAUCUUAUUGUGGGUUCACAAGACAUUCCAAACUACAGCACCUGCACUGAGUGCAAGAACGUGGUUUGCAAUCUUUGUGGAUUCAACCCAACACCUCAUCGAACAGAGGUUAAGGAAUGGCUUUGCUUGAGCUGCCAGACACAGCGUGCAUUAAAUGAAAUUGGACCACAGGAGCCUGCCAAAUUAAAGUCCAGUGAACAAGCUGACAAUGUCUCCAUGUCAGCAACAGCUCCAAUAAAACCAGAGGCACCAUCAUUAGUAUCAACUAAAGUAGCUCCUGAAAAGAAAGAUUUUAAUCAAGUCCAGCUUGAGACAAAACAACCUAAACCCAAUCAAGUUCAAGCUGCGGGCAUCACUGAUCAAACCAAGACUCCAAAAGAUGUCCAAAAGAAAGAAACAGCUCUAGCUUCAGAAAAACUGUCAGAAAGCACCAUUAAGGCACAACCUGGCAGGUCUGAAAAGAAAGAAACAUCAGCUCCAAAAGAACCAACGAAAGAAAAAGAGAUUGAAAAGUCACCCAGCAAAUUUGCUUCACCUCCACGAGCAGAACCUCCAAAACAGGAACAUAGUUUGUUUGGUUUAGGAUUUGGUGGUCCCAAAGUGGUACCUGCUGCUUCUAAGCCUCCUGAGUCUGCCACAGGAAAGCUCUUUGGUGGUCUGACAGAAGCAGCUAGAUCUCGUUCACCCUCACCACAAACCGUUUCUGCUGUCUCUGGAAAGGUUCUGGGCUUUGGUUCCUCCUUAUUUAGCUCAGCGUCUAAUCUGAUCACAUCAGCUUCUCAAGAUGAGCCUUCCACCACACCACCAACUUCUCGAAAGGCUUCAACAGUUUCACAGACGGCUGAUAAAACUACACCACCCAUUUCUCGCAAGGGAUCCACAGCAGCGCCAGAUUCUAAGGUUCUAUCAAUUGGUGAUGUCAAACCACAUGUAGCAGAAAAACAUGCUGAGGGAAAACCAGAAGUUAAGCAAGUUGCAGUAUCCCAACCACCUCAAAAGCCUGUUUCUCAAGCAGUCCAUCACACCUGUCCAAUAUGCAAAGUGCAGCUUAACAGUGGUUCCAAGGAUGCCAAGAAUUUUACUGUGUGUACUGAAUGCAAGACUACUGUUUGCAGCCAAUGUGGAUUUAACCCAAAGCCUCAUCAAUCAGAGGUUAAAGAGUGGCUCUGCCUGAAUUGCCAGGUACAGCGAGCAAAUUCAGGAAUUGAAACAUCUGAAAAUACCCCUGUGAAACCGCAGUCAUUGACAACUGUUCCAGUAGAGGCCAAAGGCGAUGAGCAGUCCAGCACAGCUGAAAAGAAAGUAGCUUUUGAUAAGGAAAUAAACAAGGAAAAGACAGUUCCAGGUCCACAACAAAAGCCAGAUGUUAUUGCAACUCAAUCAAUUAACCCAAGUAAUGAACUGCCUAAACAAAACAACCAACAACCAGAGCCUUCAAAAUCAUCACAGCAGGCACCCAAAGAUGCAGUCCCUCCUGCAAAAUCUGCUCCACUUGCACAUGCCAAACCCCCGAAACAGGAAUCAAGUUUCUUUGGAUUUGGAUUAGGUGGUGCUAAAGCGCCACCCUCUUCCUCUAAACCAGCUGAAAAAAACGCUGGAAAGUUAUUUGGCUUUGGUGGCAUGACUGAAACAGCUCGAUCUCGAUCACCUUCUCCACAGUCUGUGUCUGCUGUCUCCGGAAAAGUCCUUGGUUUUGGCUCGUCUUUAUUCAGUUCAGCAUCAUCUCUGAUCUCCUCAACAGUUCAGGAUGAGCCUUCAACUACACCUCCGACGUCUCGGAAAGCCUCCAUGGUUACUGCUGAAUCAGUUAAAUCAUCCACAACACCAAGUGCCAGCAAAGGCUCACUGGCAUCUCAAAAGUCUCCCAAGGGAAUGCCAACAGAAUCUCGCAAGGGAUCUGUUGCAACCCCAGACUCAAAUAAGAUACCUCCUGCAAAAGAUACCAAAACACCCAGUGAAAAGAAGUCUGAUGUUUUGAAAACAGAGCAGUGCGAAGUUUCAAAAAUCACAGAAGAAAAGGAUACAUCUGAAACAAAACAAGAGAAAUUGAAGCAUCUUGAAGGCGUACCUCAGUCAGCAGCAUCUACUUGCCCACUGUGUAAUGUGGCGCUCAAUAUGGACUCAAAGGACCCUCCGAAUUUCAACACUUGCACUGAAUGUAAGAGUGUAGUAUGUCAGCUCUGUGGAUUUAACCCCAUGCCACACAUUGCAGAGGCUGAAUGGUUGUGUUUGAAUUGUCAAACACAGAGAGCUCUAGCUGGACAACUUGGAGACAUGGGGAAAAUGCCUGUAUCCUCCCCUGCAUCCGUAAAAGCAGAGCCAACAGUCAACCCCAAAACAGAAAUAUCCAAGCUCCCUGCUCCUUCUCCAAAACCAUCACCUGAGAAGCAUGUAGAGGAGGUGCAAACUGCUAGUAUUGAUGUGAAGACAAUAGUGACCACGUCAGCUGUCCCUGGAGCUUCUUUUACUUCGACUAAUGCUGCUUCUACGGUCACUCAUAAAUCUGUUGCACCAGUCUCCAUUGAUGGUGAUGAUAAAGAAAAGGUGGAGAGAGCUCUCAAGGAUAUGCUGGGAACAGCUGUAGAUGAAGGGGAUUUGACGGCACCAAUACCAGCUGUAGAGUCUCAGAGAUAUGUUAUAACUGCUGCUGAGGGUUUGAAAGAAACAGACAAAAACAUUGAAGCUUUUGACAAUGUAGUAAAGGUGAAAGAGGUUACAGCACCUCAUCCAGCUGCCAUAGUAGAACAAAAAGACAAUGUUGUGAUACAGAUGGUCACAAGUCUUCCUGAAAUUAGUCAGCUAGCUAAUGUAGACACCUUAAUGGUUGCAGAUAUUAAAGGCCAACAAGGACAAGACAUCUUAUCAAAAUCAGUGGAAUCAUACAGCUCAGCUGAGGAGGAGCUUAAAGAGAUACACAGAACUAGUGAAAUGUCCAUUAAAGAAACCGACUCAAAACUCUUCCAUGUCAAUGCGCCGGAUACCAUAAAACAACAUCAUGAGGACAGCAGCGGGAGCGAAUUCACCCCUCAGAUUCAGAUAAGAAGAGUAAGGCUGGAUUCCUCCAGCAGUGAGAAAUACAGUUCUGGAGACGAUGAAGAAUUCAUACGAAGACAACUUAUGCACAUGGGUGCAGAUGAGAACUUGAUACCAUCCGAUGAGGAAAACCAAAUCGGAGUGGAGACGGGAGGGCCGGAAGCACAGCAAGAGACAAUAGAGGUCGAACCAGAAGAUGCAAAGAAGCCAAAUCGGGAACUAAAGAACCUUUCUCCACAGCCAGAGAAGUGGAUUGACAAUAGUCUUUAUUCUCAUGAAAGAGAGAAUCAAUAUGCACAAGUCAUCCCUGUCUCAGAAGCAUUACAGGAAUGCAAAGUGGAAAUAGAUGUGUCAGAUGACAAUGAAAAGAUCACAACUACAUUCUCCCCCGUUAGACAGAUCACAGAGGAGUAUGAAAGUUUAAAUGAGGAUUCGUCUAAAGGCGAUGGGUCUUCCAGUGUGCAGGUGUCCAGCAUCACGCCUGGAAGUGCUUCACCUACUUCUGUGUCCUCUAUUGAUGAAGACAGUGAUAGCAGCCCAAGUCAUAAAAAGGCAAAAGCAGAGAGUAAGCAACAAAGAAAGGCCAAACACAGACAACAGGGCCAGGCCCUUCCCACCAUAGGAGACUCAUCUGAGGAGGAUAGGGUACGUAUGGAAAAUGAUGAGAUGAAAGAGGAAGCUCGAGAUGGUGAUCAGCAGCUGUUAAGAAAGGUCACCAAAAAAUCAAAGAAGGAAAGAGAUGAUUUUGCAAUUCAAAGGAGACGUGAUAAUUUGUCUAAAGCCGAUAAGUUAAGGCAAACUUCAGACCUGGAAGAACACAAAUCCUCAUCUUUCUCUGACUUCUCACCAAGUAUUGAAUCUGAGCCAGAGAGUGACCAAAGAGAAUGCAGAACGUCAUCAACUGAAACACACAAGGCACUUGAUGUCACAGUAAAGCCGUUAAAAAGUGCAGAAGAGGCAUAUGAGGAAAUGAUGCAGAAAGCACGGGAAUACGAAACAUUUGAAAAAUGUACACCUCCUGAUAUUGAGCCACUAUAUGGAGGUAUGUUAAUAGAGGACUAUGCUUAUGACACCUUAGUUGAGGAACAUGAACAGGCAGUAACAUCUUUUGGUAUGGUUACACAUGGACACAGUUUUGGAAAGGUGGCUGAGAGCGAGUCUGUAAGGAUACUUAUGACACCAGAGGAGGCUUAUGAGGAGAUGAUGCACAAAAGGAGGGAAGCUUUCCAAAAGGAACUGGAGCCUAAGGAAAUGGAUGCAUCUUUCUUGCAACUUGAUGUCAGUGAUACUUGUUAUGUUGAUAUUUCUGGAAAUGAUGCACAUACUCCAGAUAAAACAGAAAAGCAGCUGUUGCAGGCUGAGGAUGCCUAUGACGAGCUAUUAAAGAAACAAAAAGAUGUCUUAACACCAGGAACAAGUCCAACCCAGUCAUCUCCGUUAUCUCCAGCCUCUCCUCUAUCUGUGUCUGAGUCAUCUUAUGAUUCCCCCGAGGUGAUAUUUAUCCCUUCAAGUGGGGAAGAAGACGUUGCAACUGAACCUAUUGAAUGCAUUUUGGAGCCAUACAUUACAGAAUCAACAUCUACUCAGGAGGUAAAGAAAUGCUUGUAUCUUAUUCCUGAUUUAAAAAUCACCCAGUGUUCUUCUGGUGAAGAGGAAGUUGAUGAGGAAGACAGUUUUGCACAAGAAACAAUAUCACAAGAGUCUGCAGAUGUUCCACAAGGUGAAGACAUCCUUAAAGAAGUUUCAGAACCAAAUUCAUCAGAAGAGUCAUUUGAGGCUGGUCCCAUUUCUGUCAUGUGUGAAAUUCCUUCUUCCAAACAUGUUCCAGAAACUGCUGGAACUCUUCCAGUUCAGGAUUCGGCAAUAUCUCCAAUAUCUCCACCCACAUCUCCUGGCCUUUCAUCUCCAGAUUCAUAUAUAGAAGCAGCAAUGGCACCAUCCUCCUCUCCAGGUUCUGAUCAGACACCUGAACCAACUACUCCAGCAAGCCCCAGUGUUGUUGAUGAUUCUACAGUUAUAAUUCAAAUGCCUGAAUGCGUGUCUGAGCAAGCCACAGCUCAUCCAGCACCUGUGAUUGGUCCUUAUGUUUCCUCCACACAGAUGAUUGGAUCCCCUUCGGCAGUCACUCCAUCCUUACCCCAUGUCUUAGUAAAUGUUCCUACUCCUUCUGAAGUUCCUGUUUCAAAGCUAAUAUUAGGAACUGAUCUCAAAUCAUCAGUUAUAUCAAAACCUAUGCAGAAAACCAUCCAUACUGAAACUCCAGAACUUACUGUGGAUUCAGCUCCUCAAGAUUUAGUUGAAAAACCAUUGGCUUUUGAAAUGCAUGAACCAACUGCAGCUGCAAAAUCAUCCACACUAGAGAAACAAAUAGUUUCACAUGUGGCUGUUCCACGAAUUGAGCAAGAGAUAACAAAAAUUUUAGGCCAGACAGUAUCUGUAGCAAAUUCUAUCAUACCUUCCACUGUUGCUGCACCUGUUAUUCAAUCACAGGAGACUUCUGUUGUUGUUCAGAUGCCAAGUCUGGUUACAGCUCCAUCUCAGUCUAUACAUCCAGUACGUCCUAUAGCCUAUGCCCCGGUUUCACCUACAAUUUCAGCAAAUCAAGUGCCUAUUACUCUCCCAACAAUGGUAUCAGCAUCAAUACCAGCAAAUGUUGUCUCUAUGGACCACGAGGAAACAUCUCAGCCACCAACCAGUAUUUCCAUGGAUCAGAGUACAAAGGAAACCCAACUAGAAUUGGCACCCACAUCUUACAAAGCCUCAUCUGUUGUACCUCCAGAGCAUACUGCUGCAAAGACAGUCUCUGGUGUUUCUCCUACUUUUACUACAACUGUUGCUUUUGGAGCUAUACCCUCCCAACCAGUUCAGCCAAUGUUGGUACAAACUCACCCAAUGGUGGGGGAAAUACAUCAGAAACCUGUUGAAUUUGCUACUGUUUCUCCAUUGCAAUCCGUUUCACAAAUUACUUCUCCUGCUGUGCAGACACAGCAAGGUCAAGUUGUCAUCAUGCUUCCGAAUUUUGAAAAUGUGUCUCUGAUUAACCAGGUAGCUCAAGAUGUUAUUGCAUCCUCAGUGGCUAUUAAAACAACAACUGGCGAUGGUAGAAGUCAACCUGUUGUUGUUAGUGUAUCUCCUUUACCUUGUGCAGCCACUGUUCCAUCUUUAUCAAGUGCUGUCACUGAUUCAGCAGUUCCUCUCACUGUAACAAAACCGCAAAUAAUGGCCGUCUCUCAGGAAAGAACAGAUAAACCAGUGAUUGAAUUUCCACCACCACCUUCAGUUUCACCACCCGAACUGCCCUAUAACACAGUGCCCAAAGUUGACUUAAACCAACAUAUGACUGUCUGCACUUCUUCAUCAGUUAUAGCAACUCCUGAAACCCCUUCAAGUGUGCCCAGCAUGACUGUGAAACCAGCCGUAACCCCACCGCACAAAUCACCACCUCCUGUUCCUCCCAAGCCAGUCUGCAUUCCACCAGGGCUGGUAUUUAAUCACAGAUCAAGAGAAAGUGUGAAACCACCAGUUAGCCCUGAACCAGUAGCUUUUCAAGCGGUUCGUGCUGCAACUUUACCAAGAACAAGAGAACCCCCAAAAGCACUGUCAUUAAGUUUGACUGCCCCUGUUGAAAGCAAGCAUGGUGCUUCUUCACCAAAAUCACCUCUGUCACCUAGAUUUGCCAGAACACUUGAAACAUAUGUGGUGAUAACAUUACCCUCAGAGCCAGGCUCACCUGUGGAGAGCAUUACAACUCAGGCCCCGAUGCGCAGAUCAUCACUGCCAACUCCAUGGCAGCAGGUUCCAUGUGAUGCUCCAAGAGUUUUUGCAACAGCUUAUGUGGAUGCACCUGUGAUGGCAAUUUCUGCUCAAACCGUAGCAGCGCUACCAAAGGUUAUCUCAACUAUAGCAGCACCACCUUUAGUAAUGGCAGCCGAAACUGCAUCAGUCACAAAGGAGAUACAAGUAGAUUCAGCACCAAGUGUAGUAGCUCCUUAUAUGACUGUUCCAGUGCCAGCAGUUUCUGCUGUACAAACAUUGUUUUCAGAACCACUUGUAAUAGCAUCACCAGAAGCUUUAAUCAGUCCACCUGCAGUGAUUACAGUAGCCCCACAUGUUGCCAUUGAACCAACUGCAACAGCGUACACCACACGUUCUAUGGUUUCUGUUAUCCCAAUGGCUUUAGAACAAGCAAAAACAUCAAUACCAUCAGAGAGGGAGGGCACUGUAUCAUCUGAAUUUUUUGCACAGGAGACAGUGAGGGAGUUACGGCAGGAGCCUAAGACACAUCAAAUGCCAACAACAUAUCCUGCACCAAUAACAAUAACCCAGAUUCCAAUUCCAACUCAAAAUGAAGGCAUUCAUAGUUUGGAUGUAGAGGAAGUAUUAAUUGUCUCUGCUACAGAAAAGGCAUUAAAUGGAUUUGGUCCAUCACCAGUUCCAGUAGUACAACUUCAGCAUCAGCAAAAACAAGAAACCCAAGCAGUGUCUACUGCAGCUGCUGUGCCAUCAACACCGAUCACAUUCACCCAAUUUACAAAAUCAAUUGAGAGUCAAGAAGUUAUAUCAAGCUUGAGCCAAGUCUACUCCGCAAUCUCCAAAACUGAGCAGCACCCUGAGAAAUUGCCUAGUCUUGUAACUCAAGUUGUUACUACUGAAGUGCAAAGAACUACCACUGUGUCAGUUGUUCAGGAGAGGUUACCGGUUGAGCCCAUGCCUGAACCUAAGAGUGCCGCUGUCACAGUUCAACCAGAAGUACAUCCAAAACCCAAACAGAAUGGAAGAAUACACUACCCUGGUGAUGUUAUAGAUCUCACAACAUUAAAAAUCAAUGUUACAAUGACUGACCAAGGAAUGGAUCUUACAGCGACAGAUUCAAGUCAGUCAUCUUUUCUAAGUGAAUCAAUUGACAAGCGACAGGCUACUGCUGUGCAACCAGAGAUAGUGAAUCUUAGCACUGAAAUAAUCCCCACUGCAACGCUCUCUGUUGUAACGGAUAGUAUAACAAUUGUAACUUGCACAGCUACCAUUACCUACAAUAACAAUAGCAUAGUUGAGAAGCCACUGGACCUGGGAAAUGCCACUUCAUUGCCUCUUCCACUUACCACAUACAACCCUUUUGAGCCACUCGCACAGAUAGUGUAUAGACCUGUAAGUCCUCAACCCAAACCUACAACCGGUGCAGAGAUCCCUAUCAACCUUUCAUAUAGAGGUAUUGUGGGCACAGGCGUUCCUCUAAUGCCCGUUACAGUAUCCCCGGUGAGCUUCACAAAUGGCACUGCUAGUACAACAAUACAUAUAGAACCAUCAGCACCUGGACCUGUAGACCUCACCACUUCUAAGCCAAUGAAAACCAUGGUUGCUUUGUCCUCGUCUUCUGGAGUGGUCACAACUGUUGUGGAGGAUGAUGGUACUCCAGUGGAUCUCACGUUGGGAGGGCGAGCUGUUUGUUGUGAUGUCAUUUACAAGCUUCCUUUCACAGGGAGCUGCAGAACACAGCCACCAGUGACCACUCAACCUGACGUCCCAUCUGGCAUCAAAGAAGAUCAGAUUGUCAUUGAAGAUCUCAGCACCAUGAAGGGUUUGGUAUCGGACAAUCAUUUCAAGGAGACUGACCUCUUUGGUUAUGAGAGGAAGAAUGGAUUCACCUAUCAAAAUGGGGCAUCCGAAGGGGCUAUUGAUUUGACAUCAUCUAAAUAUUCAGCAGAUGAAGCCUUAGACUACUCAAAGAAAGGCACUUUGCCAUUGACUGGGCUCACGACUGCUCAACAUUCUACAGUAACAUCAUUUGGUGUCAAUAGUUUGCUAAGAACAUCAAAUGGCAUUGUUUACUCAUCUGUGUCAGCUCCUGCCCCAUCCACGUAUGCCAUUACCACUCAACCAGGUUCAAUAUUUAACACAACGUGCAAUAGUCUCCCUGAUUCCAUUCCAUUUUCAGGACUUGAAAAUCAGCCUGCACCAUAUGGCUUUGUACCGACCACAGAUAUUUCAAAGGAUAUUCUACCAUCUGCAUUAGCCAGUCUUCUUCCCUCACUGACCGCCUUCCCUGAGCUCUACUCUGAUGCUACUCUUGAGGCCAUAGCAGCCUCUUUAGAUACACUGGUAUCUCCAAAUUUCCCAGACUUUGAUGACAGCAAGAGCCAGCAGUACAAGGCUGAACAUGAGUUUCUACAGCUAGAGAAGUUGAAGCAGCUGUGUCUUGCUGAAGAGCUUGAAUGGGAAAGACAAGAGAUACAGCGAUACCGAGAGCAAGAGCAGUUUGUUGUUCAGAAAGAACUUGGGGAGCUUCAGAACAUGAAGCAACAGCUCCUCAUGCAACAAGAAGAGGAACGCAAAGCCCAUCUGAUUCUCCAACAAGAAACGUUUGAACAGCAGCAGAUUCAGUUGGAGCAAAUCCACAGGUUACAGCAACAACUCCACCAACAACUAGAAGAGCAAAAUAUAUAUCCCUAUGGGUUUGGACCAAAUGAAUCCCCACCUACCAGCUCAGACAUUAUACUUGAAUCUAAAUAUUCUGGAGAUAAUGGACAGUACUGGCCAGUGAAGGAUGACAACUCCAUUUCAUCUGCAGUGACCCUUCAUGACACUACACAAGGUCAAAACUGGCUGAACACCACCUCUGGUGCUUUUACUCAGCAUGGUUCAAACAUUCUUGUGUCAGUAGGUGCUCAGACAAAGGAGCAAAUGCAGUUGUCUUCAAACCUGCAAAACACAGCUAAACUAGAUCAGAAUGUAGAUUUCAGUUGCAAGAAAUUGAUUGAAAGUGGUGUUCAAACAGAUGAUGAAGAUGCAGUUGAGAGGAUUGCUCCUGGUAGAAGGAGAAGAAGUAAGAGAAGUGUAGACAGCUGUGUUCAAACUGAUGAUGAGGAUCAGGAUGAAUGGGACAUCCCUGUUCGGAGCAGACGCAGGUCCCGUACCAGUAGAUACACUGAUGGGGAGAAGGGUAAAAGCUUAAAGGUGUCAAGUAUUGCGAUUCAGACUGUAGCAGAGAUUUCAGUUCAAACAGAGCAUUCAGGGACUAUCAGGAGAUCUCCUGUUCGAGCUCAGGUGGACACUAAGGUAGAUUUACAUAGAGAUGGCCUAACAGAAAGCGACUCGGAUAUAACAUCAGAAAAAGAUAAAAGACGUCCAGCUCCCACUGAGAUAAGUGUUAGCACACACCUGACAGCUGAUGAUGUUGGAGCCUCAAUAGUUACCAAAUCUCCAAAGGUGUUAUGCUCCCCCAAUUCUCCAGUAUCCCCUGGGAAGAGCUCACAGAAGAUGCUGACUGUUGAAUCAUCGAGGCAUCCAAGUAGCUCAAGAUCACUACGUGGCUCACAGCGAUCCCUGUCUGAUCCAAAGUCUCUCAGUCCAAUGACUGACGACAGAAUGAUGUACCAGUACUCAGACACCUACUCAAGCAAGGGUUCACAGAGCGGUACACCAGUUGGCAGUCAGAAAAAAGUAAAACGCACGCUACCUCAUCCACCACCGGAAGAAGAUACCCUCCUUGGCCUUUCUGGGUACUCCACUGGCUCUGCCAGAAGACGAAUGUGUCGGAACACCACAUUGGCCCGGGCCAAAAUCCUGCAUGACAUAGACAAAGAGCUGAAUUUGGUUGAACGUGAGUCCUCAAAACUCCGUAAAAUACAGGCAGAGCUUGAUGAGGAGGAGAAAGAGAUAGAUGCUAAAUUGAGGUAUCUGGAGAUGGGUAUAAAUCGAAGGAAAGAGGCUUUACUUAAAGAGAGAGAGAAGAGGGAGAGAGCCUACUUGCAAGGAGUGGCAGAGGAGCGAGACUACAUGUCAGAUAGUGAGGUCAGCAACAUCAGAGAGCCACGAGGUAAUGGCCAUGGGAUAGAACGGCCACGGACUGCCCCUCAGUCUGACUUUGACCAGUUCAUCCCACCGCAGACUGAGGCCGACUCUCAGUAUGCUACCCUCCCCAGCCCAUAUUCCCAUUAUCAGUAUGCAUCACAAAGCCAAACACCAGGUCAAUAUCCUCAGCAGACGUUAUACCAACAGUCCCUUUACCAUCAGCAGGUGUCCCCAUACCAAUCUAUCUACUCAUCUGUGCCCUCACUCACUCAGCAGACUGGCUAUGACCAUUCCUCACUCCUUAUGAUGCAACAGAAGCCUCAACAGGCUUCUUUGUCUGACUUAGAGCCAAAGAUUACAACAAACUAUGAGGUGGUACGCAACCAGCCCCUCCUUAUUGUCCCUACAUCCACAGAGAGUUCCUAUGGAGUUUCCCAUCUUGGGGGUAAAUACAGUAACCUUGACCUGAGGAUGGGGCUAGAGGAGAGAGCCAGCAUGGCCAGCAGCCCCAUGUCCAGCAUAUCAGCCGAGUCCUUCUACGCAGACCUGGAUCACCAUAAUGCCAGAAACUAUGUCCUGAUUGAUGACAUCGGAGAACUCACCAAGGGAACCUCAGGCCUCUGUUCAAGCUUCAGUAUCGCUGAUAAAGAUAUUAGCAAAGCUGACCGCUUGCUCCGGACUGCUGACGUUCGUCGAACGGCAGAUGUGGCGGAUUUCCUCGUCCCUCUUCAGGCAGCUUCCAGACUGCAUCCGUAUGGUAAAGCGGAAGAGGAUUCCAUGGAGGAGCCAUAUGAAUUGAAGAUGUUGAAACAGCAAAUUAAGCAGGAGUUCAGGAGAGGGACAGACAGUCUCGAGCAGCUAACGGGCCUGCCUCACUACCUCCACUCUGACACCAGUUUGAAACAUUUUCCCAAAGCUGAGAAAUAUAGCAUAGGAAGACUAACGUUAGAAAAACAAGCUGCCAAGCAACUCCCAGCCUCGGUUCUCCACCAGAAACAGCUUAAGAAUAAAAAAACAUUUAUAGACCCAAAAAUUACUAAGUUUUCACCCAUUCAAGAGACUAGGGACCUUGAGCUCGACUACUGCAGGCUUUUGGCUUCUGCCAGCUCGUCUGUUGGUGGACUGUCUGCCAGGGCAAGGCUCCUUCAAGAUGAAAUCACAUUUGGACUCCGAAAGAAUCUAGCUGAACAACAGAAAUAUCUGGGUUCAGCACAUGGUGCUAACCUGGCUCAGUCACUAAACUUUGGCAACCUAGGGCCAACCAUAAGGUCAUCCCUUCAUGAAGAUGGUACAUACCCUAGUGGAAGUCAUUCAAGACCCUCCUCUAGGCCUUCUUCUGUAUAUGGACUGGACCUGUCUAUCAAAAGAGACCUCUCAAAUUCCUCGCUACGUCUGAAAACAGAAGGUGAGGAUAGCCACUUUGGAUCAGCUAGGGCUAAACCAACAAGUCUGCCAAUAAGUCAGAGCAGAGGCAGAAUUCCCAUCGUUGCACAAAAUUCUGAAGAGGAGAGUCCACUGAGCCCUGUCGGACAACCUAUGGGAAUGGCCAGAGCAUCUGCGGGUCCACUUCCACCUAUCUCGGCAGACUCCCGGGACCAGUUUGGGUCCAGUCACUCUCUUCCAGAAGUCCAGCAGCACAUGAGAGAGGAAUCCAGGACAUGUGGAUAUGAACGAGAAAUUGCUUUUAUAAAGGAUGACCUUCAAGGAGCCAUGUCAGAUAGUGAAGCAUACCACCUUCAGCACGAAGAUACGGACUGGUUUGACAAACCUCGCCGCGGUGGACCAGAGGCAUUCCAAGGCCUGGAUAGGAGACAGAUAAAAGGCAGCCAUUACCUCUUCCCACACACUCGCAUCAAACUGCAGCGGGACCCGAAGGACCACAGCGUCUCAGGGGGCGGGCUGGGACUCCGAGUUGUGGGCGGGAAGAAGAUUCCAGGGACCAAUGGAGAAAUCGGAGCAUAUAUUGCCAAGGUGUCGGCAGGAGGAUCCGCAGAGCAGACGGGAAAAGUAGUUGAAGGAAUGCAAGUUCUGGAGUGGAAUGGAAUCUCUCUGGUGGGAAAAACCUAUGAAGAGGUGCAAAGCAUUGUGGGACAACAGUGUGAAGAGGCAGAAAUAUGUGUGCGCCUAGAUCUGAACAUGCUGUCUGACAAAGAUCACCCUCAACAACUAGACCAUCAUACUCAACUAAGAGCCGACGAAUGUCAGCGUUCUCCAGGUGUAAACCCAAUGCAGCUUGCAGCAGAGCUACAGAAGGUGUCUCAACAGCAGGCUCCGGCCUCCGUGCUGUCUGCGCUGGAGAGAUCAGGCCAUCUGCAUUCUGCCACAGGAUCCGCAGCCUCCAGCGGGGUCCCCAGCCCCGGACAGCCCGGCUCCCCGUCUGUUAACAAGAAACGUCACAGCAGCAAGUCAGCAGAAGCCCUGAAGCCACAACCACAUCCAAUCACUGGUGAAAUACAACUUCAAAUCAACUAUGACAAGAAUAUGGGUAACUUGAUUGUCCACGUUCUACAAUCAAGAAAUCUCGCACCUAGAGAAAACAACGGAUACUCGGAUCCCUUUGUUAAAGUCUAUCUCUUGCCAGGGAGAGGCCAAGUCAUGGUUGUCCAGAACGCAAGUGCUGAGAACAAGAGGAGGACUAAAUAUAUCCAGAAGACUCAGAACCCGGAAUGGAACCAGACCGUCAUUUAUAAAAACAUCCAUCUUGAGCAGCUGAAGAAGAAAACUCUGGAGGUUACCGUGUGGGACUAUGACAGAUAUUCCUCAAAUGAUUUUCUGGGAGAAGUGCUCAUUGACCUGUCAAACACGUCUCAGCUGGAUAACACGCCUCGCUGGCACCCCCUAAAGGAGCAAAGUGAGAGUAUUCAUCACGGACGAGCACCUCCAUCACAGGGGCCAGGCGGCUCCGGGGGCCCGGGAGCGCAGGGCGACCCUGGUGGUCACGGGGGUCCUGAAGGACAAGGAGGCGAUCCGGGGAACCAGCAAUCACCCAAAACCUCCGUCAUCAAGAGCCGAAGUCACGGCAUCUUCCCAGACCCUGCUAAAGACACACAGGUAUCUACCAUAGAAAAGUCCCACAGCAGUCCCGGCAGCUCCAAAUCCUCCUCCGAGGGUCACUUACGCUCCCACGGCCCUUCUCGCAGUCAGAGCAAAGGCAGUAUAACCCAGGCUCACCUGGAGGAGGCGGGGAACGCCAUCGCUGCGGCCGAGGCUGCUGUCCAUCAGUCGCGAUUCCAGCCAAACAAAACAAGUCACAGAACAACUGAGUGUGAUGGAUAUAUUCUGGACAGCGAGGAUGUCACAGGCACGAAUGCGUUGGACAGUGCCAUCUUUCAGGUCCCUCAGCUGAAAAACAUUCCUAAUGGAACAGAUAAAACCAGAGGACUUGAAUCUCUGAAGCUGUCUGACUCUGAGGGUAAAAAGAUGGGAGAGAUUAAGGUGGCUUUAAAGAAAGAAAUGAAGACCGAAGGAGAGCAGCUGGUUCUUGAAGUUCUGCAGUGUAGAAACAUCACCUACAAGUUCAAAUCUCCAGAUCAUCUACCUGACCUGUAUGUAAAGCUCUACGUGGUGAAUGUCGCAACUCAGAAGAAAAUCAUAAAGAAGAAGACGCGAGUGUGUCGCCAUGACAGAGAGCCAUCCUUCAAUGAGACGUUCCGUUUUAAUCUCAAUCCGGUUGGCCACUCUAUCCAGCUGUUCCUGGUCUCAAAUGGAGGAAAGUUCAUGAAGAAGACCCUGAUCGGUGAAGCCUACAUCUGGCUGGACAAAGUCGACAUGCGGAAACGAGCGGUCAGCUGGCACAAGCUAGUGGCCACCACCAAUCUAACGCAACCUUAAUCGGCCAAUCACAACCCAUCACUGCCCUCCGCGAAAUGAAACAAAGGUGGGUUUGUGAAUUUGGAAUGACUGACAGGUGCAUUAUGUUGAUAAUGAUGGAAAAGGAAAUGACAAACUCAAUAUUGUGGCUGAAGGGUGGGACAGACUGUUCACCCCCUGAAAACAUCCAAAAAUCAAACAUCCACCAGGACGGUAAUCCAUUUUAUCUCUCAGAACACGGUUAUGAUCUUGGAAAUCAUUUCUGAAGCAACAUUUCUGUUCUAAUGCAUACAUACUGUAUUUCUGAUGUCCAUAGGCUCUUUAGUACUUGAGAAUCUGUACAUUUCAUUGUCAUCACAUAUCCAAAAUUGUAUAUGUAUAUUUACCACAAAAACAAGAUAUAAUACAUAUAGCAGAAUUCACAAGAUGAUUGAAUACAAUUAUUUGAUAAAUAAGGAAACGUAUCAUAUCAUAUACUAUGUUAUGCACUGAAUUGAGGUGAUAGUGUAAGAAGAAAAAAAGACAAUCCUUAAUGUUGAAUGCAGUGUUGAUCAGCACCAGUUAAUGUCUUAAGUCGCUUUUUAAAGUUCAGGUUUUAUGACGGACAUCAGCUGGAAUCAGACAGAAGGCGACCGGUGAAAACGUUCAACCAACAUUGCGAAGGUUCAUCAUCCUGACGUUCUGACCCUGGCUGUUUGUUGGACAAUAAAAGAGGUCGUAUUUUGUGUUUAGCACUCGAGCCCUCAAAAUUGUCUUCUCUCAAAGGGCGUCUACUUUGUGUCCAAAAAUUUGAUUGUGCUGUUUGUCCACGAUCUGUGUUUGUUUUGAGCAGCGUCUUGGAGUAAAUGUCACGUCGGUGGUCAAAUAUUGUCUCUGUUUUGUGAGUUCUCUGUGGAAUCCAAAUAUGCAAUUACGAAAAAAAAUUGAAUAACGUACAUUUGUGAAACUCACGUAAGCGUUCUGGCUCAAAGUGACUCAGAGGGUUGAAAUCCGGAUGUAACGUUCGUUGUUAAUUUGGUGUCUGUCCUCUGUCACGUGUUUCACGUGGUGCGCUGUUUCGAAAUCGUUUUUCGAAGUAACCAUCUGUUGUGAUGUUUGAUCUGUUUAGCUAUAAAAGAUGAUUGUCUCAUCAUUUCAACAUGAACACUGCCUCUUUAACCUUCACCGUGUCAGUGUAGAGCUACACAAUGUGCCAAUGAUGAGGCACACGCUUUUGUCUGUCUGGUCAGUGUUUCCAUAUCCGUGGACAUCUCACGUAUGUGGAAACCGCUUAUAGAACAUACACAAAGGUUUCUUUGUUUUAAUCUACAUCCUGCACGGGUGAUGCACAGAUGUAUCUUAAGAAAAGGUUGCUUAGACAAACUCUUGUGUGCCAACCUGAUGUUUUAACCAAAUCCACUGGUUCAGUUUGGGUAAUCUAUGCAACAUGGAUUAUGUUCUUUGAAUGCAUAUACCUUAACAUAUAUGACAUAAAGUCUAAAUACAUGUAUAUGUUGAAAAAAUAGAGAAAUUAAUUAUAUGAAUAUUGUAUAGUGUUUAUUUUUAUUUAUUUUUUACUUCCUCUUUUGUGGCACAGUACAUAUUGAUCGUAUGCACUUUAGGUUGUUGUACUCAUAGAUUUCCAAAUAUCAUCAAUUGACGCUACAUUAAAUAUUGAAACAUUGGGAAUCUUCUGGGAAACGUAAAAAAAAGUACUUACUAUAUUAUAUUGUGCCCGACUGUUAAGGGUGUUAUUGUGAUGGCCAAUUAAAUCCCAUCGAGUUUUUAUCCACAUCAUUAUAUUUCUAAAAAAGGUCCCUUUAAACAAGCACAUGAAUCUAUUUGACAGUUAUCUAAUCUUCUAUUGCAAGUUAUUAUCAUCCCGUUAUUUUGGGGGUGACUUUUGCUUGAUUCUGUUACCGUAUGCUGUGUGAAUGUGAUAUCUUUUUGUAAAUAUAUCUGAUAUUUUCUACGAGAAAAGGCGUGAAUAUUAAUUUGGGCUGAUGUCGAGCAUGUGAUUGUGAUCACGAGAUCAAACUCUGUCUGUAUAUAUUGUAUUUGUCUAUCUGUGGAAGAAAGAAAUAACUGGAUCGGUUUAUUCAAGUGUUCGAUCGACCCAUUCCAGUCUGUUCGUCGAAAUCAGCAACAUCUCUCAGAAUGAAAAUGUUAAGAUUUAAAAAAUGCAUACGAAAAGUUUUUCUUUCCAAUUGAAUGGUUGUCAAAGAGUUUCUAUGUUUUUACAUAGAUGUUGCAUGUUUUGUUAGAUGUCUGUUGAUAUAUUUUGACUCCGGAUUCCGUCGAAAAAGAGAGAGAAUCUGAACACAUCAUCUGACGUUGUAUGCGGACUGUAAAAAUGCUUGUAAAAUGAGUCUUGUUUCUCACUUCGUGUAAAAAAGAAGAAAAAAUAAAAUGUUAUGGUUUUGUGGUUGUCCACAGGAUGUCAUGAGAUUAUGCAAAUUGUGCAGUAGAGAAAAAAUAAUAUAUGAAAAUUAAGAAAUAAAGGAAAUCUUUCUCCCUGCGUAUAAAUAAUAAAGAAUAGAUUCUAUUUCAAAUGUGAAA
This is a messenger RNA of Triplophysa dalaica, 20430 nucleotides long. RefSeq names its product piccolo presynaptic cytomatrix protein b (gene pclob). NCBI's taxonomy places the organism in Eukaryota, Metazoa, Chordata, Actinopteri, Cypriniformes, Nemacheilidae. Gene Ontology annotation, cellular component: membrane; GABA-ergic synapse; glutamatergic synapse. The record is from RefSeq and is a predicted model, not a curated record. The coding region runs from base 745 to 17913 and encodes 5722 amino acids. The transcript has 29 exons. Gene Ontology annotation, molecular function: protein binding; structural constituent of presynaptic active zone; metal ion binding. Gene Ontology annotation, biological process: protein localization to synapse; presynaptic active zone assembly.